This is a messenger RNA of Cynara cardunculus var. scolymus (artichoke), 1467 nucleotides long. RefSeq lists its product as uncharacterized. Bases 113 to 1309 code for a protein of 398 amino acids. NCBI's taxonomy places the organism in Eukaryota, Viridiplantae, Streptophyta, Magnoliopsida, Asterales, Asteraceae. The record is from RefSeq and is a predicted model, not a curated record. The transcript has 7 exons. Gene Ontology annotation, biological process: chloroplast fission.
GCUUCUUUCUGUAUUUUGGUGGUAUGGAAAUGCUUUCAUCUUCAGACCUCCAUUGAUUCAACAACACAACGAACUCAAAUUCCACCAAAAUCAGGAUUUGAACAUUACUGGAAUGGCAGCCUUCUGUCCAAUUGGAGCCUUUUGCAGCGGUAGUAAUUCGCCCAAUUCGAUUUUCACAAACCCUAAACCAUGUCGUCGAUCAAUUCCUUACAAAACUCCAUUGUUGGCCAACUCAACUUCUGCUUCAUCCACUUCGUAUGAUAAUGUUCAGAAAACGAGCCAUGAAUCGAUGAGUGUCGAUGCCCUAAAGCGAUUCAUCAGACUCAAUUUGGGGAACUGGACUGGUUCUUUUCACCAAUUUGAUUCAAAGGGGAAGUUGAUGCAUAAGGUGGAUACCAGGUUAUCUGCGGGAUCUUAUGGUGAAGAUGAAUUGAUCAGUUUGAUUCAAACGUUGUACAUCAAACAAUGUUCAUCGAGCUAUUCAGCUUCUGAAACUGAUUAUGAAGCGGAAUGGGCAGAGUACAAAAUCAAAGAAACCAAUAUGUUUACUGCAGAAAAAUAUCAACAGAUCGGAUUCUUUCCGCAAGAGAAAGCAUUUGCACUAAGGUAUCAGACAGCCGGCAUGUUAGAAACGGUAUUAAGACAAGGAGUGUUAGGUGAAGACGAUAUCGGAGAAGAAUCUCCCAAAAACCUAAAGCUUCCUUCUAAAUGGCCUUCAAUCGUAUGUGAGAGUUGUCUUUAUUCAUUAGACAAAGAUUUGCGAGCACGAGCAUUCCAUAUAAUGGAUCCAAAAGGUAUUGUUGAAAUGCUUCUCGUCUUUCUUGAACAAAAAGGCGUUGGAGUCGUUACACCUCCUUUCCUUGAUGAAUCUAAGGAGAAUACAAGCCGGAUCACUCCUCAUCUUGGUAUGUGGAAAGGUCACUCCAUAACGAAACGUAGCGGUGUUUAUGGUGCAACAGAUUCUGAAGCCGAGACGAUGACAUCAAUUCAAAUCGACGAGGAGGGUCAGCUAAUCCAGAAUCAAACUUCGACAUCCAAGGCUAAAAAUGUAUCCACAAACGUCCGUUGGACGGGUACCAUUACCGAAAACUUAGUCAGCUACGACGGUGGUUUCCAAAUAACGUUACUGCCCGGGGGAAUGUACAUGGGGUGCCCUUGCAAUGUCGGGAAGCACGUGAGUGAAGCCAAGGCUUUCCAUUUGGAGUUCUGUUGGCUCGACUCACCGACUAAAAGGCAGAGACUGGUUCGCACCUACGAUAUCGAUGGCUUGGCGGUUUCUUCAACCUACUUUCUCGAGACCAAACUGUGAGUCGUUGCUAUACCUUUCCGCAUAGAUGCUCGAAACCGUUCGAUUGCUGAAAACUACAUCAGUUCGUCGCCUUUUAGUUACGGUUCGUUGUUGAUUUCGGAUUUUGUAGUAUUCAUACAACUAAACAUAUGUGGCAUCAAUGAGGAAGUAAAAUAGAG